This is a messenger RNA of Fukomys damarensis (Damara mole-rat), 1393 nucleotides long. Its product is annotated as dmX-like protein 2. The transcript has 2 exons. Lineage: Eukaryota; Metazoa; Chordata; Mammalia; Rodentia; Bathyergidae. Gene Ontology annotation, biological process: vacuolar acidification. The record is from RefSeq and is a predicted model, not a curated record. Bases 349 to 1332 code for a protein of 327 amino acids. Gene Ontology annotation, cellular component: RAVE complex.
AACAUAAUAACUUGUGAUUAUAUCUGUUUGAUUUCUGUAGUUACUAUCAAAUCGUGCAACCCAGUGGUAUUUAGUUUUUACAACUACCUUCGAACACAUCCUUUGCUUAUUCGAAGAAACCUGGCCUCCCCUGAAGGAACUUUGGCAACCUUAGGUCUGAAAACUGAGAAAAACUUUGCUGAUAAAAUCAACCUCAUUGAAAGAAAAUUAUUCUUUACCACUGCAAAUGCUCAUUUUAAAGUUGGAUGCCCAGUUUUGGCUCUGGAGGUACUUUCUAAAAUUCCCAAAGUUACCAAAGUAUCUGCCUUACCUGCCAAAAAAGACCAGGCUGGCCCUGUUUCUAAAACAAUGGGUGAUGAGCCCUCAGAAUCAGGAGCCCUGAGUGACAGCGGCGCGAGUACUGCCCCCGCCUGGUCGGAUGUCACCUCGUCACAGUUUGACUGGAGCCAGCCUGUCGCCAAGGUUGGUGACGAACCGCUUACCCUUGACUGGGGUGAAGAUCACGACAGUGCCUUAGAGGAGGACGAAGACACUGCUGGCUUAGUGAUGAAGAGCAGAGACGCCAGGGAGAAGGAUGCCUGGGAUGGGAAGAGGGCCACAGGCCCUGCCCCGUCGCUGACCCCCCAGGAGGGGGAUAGUCCUGAUGGGGACGCUGACGUGGAUGUGAUUGCUGAACAACUGAAGUUCAGAGCUUGUUUAAAGAUCCUCAUGACUGAACUGAGAACUUUGGCUACAGGUUAUGAAGUAGAUGGAGGGAAGCUCAGGUUUCAGCUCUAUAGCUGGCUUGAGAAGGAAAUUGCUGCCUUGCAUGAGAUAUGUAAUCAUGAAGCAGUUGUUAAGGAAUAUGCCAGCGAAAUGUAUUCCAGGGUAGAUAGUGAUUUUUUGAACCAGGAGGAAAUGGUAGACAGACCAGAUAUUGGUUCCUAUGAGCGUCACCAAAUAGAAAGACGGAGAUUGCAGGCUAAACGAGAACAUGCAGAGAGACGAAAGCUGUGGUUGCAGAAAAACCAGGAUCUCCUCAGAGUGUUUCUUAGUUACUGCAGCCUUCAUGGGGCCCAAGGAGGUGGCCUGGCCUCAGUAAGAAUGGAACUCAAAUUUUUGCUACAGGAAUCGCAGCAGGAAACCACAGUGAAGCAGCUCCAGUCUCCGCUGCCGUUGCCCACCACCCUGCCGCUGCUGUCGGCAAGCAUCGCGUCCACGAAGACGGUCAUCGCGAACCCGGUGCUGUACCUGAACAACCACGUCCACGACAUUCUCUACACCGUCGUGCAGAUGAAGACGCCACCACAUCCCAGUGCUGAGGACGUGAAGGUAACGUGUGUGAUCGCCUGACUCUGCUCGCUGAGGAGGUGCAUGUAUUACUCGCAGUUUGAACUUAGAGGAAAUAUUUCCA